Molecule: messenger RNA, 1335 nt
Organism: Anthostomella pinea
Lineage: Eukaryota; Fungi; Ascomycota; Sordariomycetes; Xylariales; Xylariaceae
Source: the annotation of a GenBank genome assembly
AUGCCUACCGUGACUCUCCCCUCCAAGCCUGACGCCCCUGUGGCGUACGAGCUCUUCCAGGGUGAUGCGGCAAGCACUCUCCUUGUCGUCUGCCUCAACGGGCUUGGACUCCCACAAGGCGGUUGGAAGCUAGCUAUCGACCUCUUCCAGCAGUCGAGCGUCUCCCCGAAGCCAUGGAUCCUCACGUACGACCGCUACGGCCAGGGCGCUUCUCCGAGAGACCCGCGCGAGAGCUGGCCGAGCAAGGAUCCGGGCUAUGCCCACACGCUUGACGACGUCACCGACGACCUCCACGAGUUGGUUCGGACUCUGUGCCCUGAUCGCUGCUCGCGCAUUUGUCUUGUCAACAACAGCAUAGGUGCACACGUCGCGCGAAGAUACGCGGACAGGUAUCCGACCAUCGUCGAAGGAAUCCUGUUUCUGGACUCCAACCCUGGCAACACUGACUACGCGAGCAUCUGGCCCAACCCCAAGGACCCAUCUUUCGAUCUGGAGAAAAUGGCGCCGCCAGGCACCCCUCUUGACGAGUACGAGGCCGCCUACAGCAAAAUGACAACGGUGUUUGCUUCAGGUGCAAAGAACCCCGAGGGGUUUGACCGCCGGGAGAUCAAGAACAUCCUGCCCGACCCCUCCAGGCCAAAACUCAAGGGGUCGAAGACUUCGGAUGCGGGCCCUUGGAUAACCGUUGUGGGCCACGAGCUCGAACAGUUCUCGAAGGAGGAGUGGGCAAUGAUGAAGGUCCCUCUGGGCAUGGCUGCGAUGUAUACUCAACCCAUGUGGGAGAAGUACAAUGAGGGCCUCUGUGGGCUCACCGACAGGGAUAGGGCGAAGGGGCCUAUUAUCGCACCCAAGUGUGGCCACUUCGUCCAGAAGGACAACCCAACUUUUGUGGCUGAGCAGUUGGAGGACCUCGUCAAGAAGGUUGAAGCCCUCCAAGCUCUGGAAAGCUCUAAAGGCUCGGGUGAUUCUGCGUCGGCACUGGACGAUGUCAAAGAAACAGAGGACUUCCACUACCAGUUCUGGCGCCUCCUCUCAACCUUCAUCUACUUUGGCUCCCUCAACCUCAACCUCAACCUCCUCUUCCACAUCUUCUUCAUCCAGCGCUACGCGCGCAUGCUCGAGGAACCCGCCGCCUCCGUCGCGCACUUCUCCUGGCUCAUGGCCUACCGGUGCGCCAUGAUCACGCUCCUCGCCGUCGCGCCCCUCUCAACGAUAUCUACCCCUCCACCCACGGCGGCGACAGAUGUCAGACCCAUGGACCCGCCGCAGUGCAGUGGUGUAUCAGGCUCUUCGAACGCGGUGCACUGGAUGCGGCGCCCACUGUACCUGAUAUGA